Messenger RNA from Dentiscutata heterogama, 485 nucleotides. NCBI's taxonomy places the organism in Eukaryota, Fungi, Glomeromycota, Glomeromycetes, Diversisporales, Gigasporaceae. The record is from the annotation of a GenBank genome assembly.
AAAGUCAAAGAUAUUGUGGUCCAAUUUAUUUGGGUAUACCCCAUUAUAUUGAAGAAGAUGAUGAAUAUAAUGGAUAUCAUAUUCCAGCAAAUUCUGUUGUUGUUUUAAAUCAAUAUGGAAUUCAUAUGGAUGAAAGAAGAUAUGAAAAUCCUAAAGAAUUUAAACCUGAAAGAUUUUUUGAAAUUAUGGAAAGUAGUGCAGUCUUAGCAAAUGGAAAUUAUCAAAAUAGAGACCAUUUCGGAUUUGGAGCUGGCAGAAGACUUUGCACCGCAAUUCAUAUGGCUGAACUUGAGCUUUUUUUGGGAGUUUCACGCCUUCUUUGGUGCUUCAAAAUUGAAAAUGCAUCACCACUAGGUAAAGAUGGUAAACCAACGCCGAUUGACCUCGAAAAGGCAUGUAUAGGUGCUACUAUAUGGCCUGAAAAUCAGUAUUCAAUCUCUUCUUUAGUUUAUUCUACUUGGGAAAAUCAAGUUGAUUUGAAUUAG